GCGAAGUUGGAGUUUGGAAACAACGAGAAGGACUCAAAUAUCGAAGACCUGUCCGUCCCACUCCACCACAUGUCCGCCAAGACGUUAAACUUCUGGCUUAGUAAAUUCAUUUGCGGAGUUGCGAAGCAAAGUGGGUUCCAAGGAUGACAAGAACCAAAGACAACAAGCAAUGGAAAUAUCGCCCCCUUUCUUUUGCUAUUUUCAUGGCUAUUGUCAUCGUUGCGGGUGUGGUUUUUCAGCGAGGGGGUUUGUGCCAUGCUCUACUUAAAGGCUAUCAUGUGUUGAACUCAAUUUACACAGGCUCGAGGAUCGACAACGAAGAUGCAAGAUUUCAAAUAAAACGUUAUAUUGGAGGGGUUAAUAACUCGCUCAAAGGUCAACCCUUUGGUUUGGAUCGUGAUACAGAACAUUUCAUUAAAGGUGUGUGGCGGAAUCUGACAUUUAAGAGAACGCCAAUUGUAGUUAACUCCUCCAUGGAAUUAUUCGACUUUGCUGUAGCCGUUACGGUAGCAUCUAGCAACCAUUUCGAGGAAUUCGAGCACAAUAUAAGAAACUUUUCGCACCGUUUCCCUCGAGUAAAAGUAUUUUUCUAUGAUAUUGGCUUGGAAGAGUUACAAGUCAUUGCGGUCAAAAAACUCCCAUUUGUCAUGUAUAGAAAAUUCAACUUCGCUGCUUAUCCUAAUCAUGUUCAAAAUCUCUUGAACUACGCUUGGAAGCUCCUAAUAAUCCAAGAGUUGAUCUCGGAGUACGACGGAGUGAUGUGGUUCGACUCCUCGAUCGUUUUCACGCGAGACGUGAGUCAUUUCAUCCCUCUGAUGUUCACGGCCAAGUCCGGAAUCUUGUUCUACCUUCAGAUCUACAGCCGUAUGCACUCAAUCCGAGCUGCAACCCACCCCCAGAUGAUCAAGUACUUCCCGGCCAGUGAAGACGGCCUGCUUUCUGACAUGCUUCCAGGCGGCUGCAUCUUGGUACUGAACACCGCUGAUGUGCAGCAGCACAUUUUACCAUGGACCACCUUGUGUGCCCUCCACAAGAACUGUAUUCAGCCAACGGGGGCCAAUAAGGACUGUCCUCGAAGAAUCUGGGGUCUUCCUAGAAAUCAGUACGCUAACUGUCAUAGGUUUGAUCAAGCGCUGUUUAGUCUUGUAGUGGGGAAUCUGUACGGGUUUGAGCUGAGUAGGUACCGGUUAAACCGCACAGAGGCACCCGCCCAUGUGGCCCAUCUCUUGAAGUAGGAACUCUGUACGGGUUUGAGCUGAGUAGAAACCGGUUAAACCGGACAUAGAUACCGGUAAAACCGGACAUAGAUACCGGUAUAACCGGACAUAGGUACCGGGGAAUAGUGGCCGAUGGGGGCCUCGGUCAAAUAUUCUGUGGAAAACUGCAGAUGGUACACGGUUUUCCAGAAUUACUGGCAUCCCCGUUGAAAGUGGACUACCUCUUAAUUAAGCAAUUCUACAUUUUCCGGAAAUUUUCCAGUGGGAGGGAUCUGUACUAUUUACAAAAUAACCAUAAGUACCGGAAUUUCCAAUUAAAUGGUAAACAACUUUGGUGUUCUUUUUAUAUUUAAACCAAGCAAGAAUCCCUUGAAGGUCUCACUCUAUAUUUUUUAUUCAUCAGAAGGGAGGGGGGCUUGAUACAUAGAGGGGGCUUAUUUGAACAGUGUGGUUCUUAAGAGAGACGGAGCUUAUAAAGCUUUUUCGGCUCAUGUAAUUAAUUAAUCCGGUUUCUUAAACAACUCAGUGUUAUUUAUUUUUUUCUAUUGUCAUAACACCUGCAGGGUUUUUCAGACUAGGACUAUUACCCAUGAUGCCACGCGUUUUUCGAUACAUGAACUAUAACUGUCGAAAGUUCUUUGAAAUAGAUGUGUUACGUGUUUCUUGCUUGUUAGGAUAGGUCAUUCUCAUUUGCCACAUCGCUCAUUGUUAGCAUAGAUUAGCCGGCAAACCUGAAAAUAGCAAAACAGCGUUUUUAUACGUUUUCAAAAUGCUUGGAGCAUUGCCAUGUGAGAUCCCUUGAAUAUAAACCAUCACUCAAAUACCGACCGGCUAAGCUAUCGUAAGCUAUUCGUGAUAAUAAGAUAACAGGAAGGAUAACCUUUUUUUAAGUGACUCAACACUUAGCUGGACAGCUAAUUUACAGGAAUAGUCACUAUAAUAAACUACAAAAUAUUACAAAAUUCGAAUUAACUAGCUAUAUAAAAAAAUAUAAAAAUAUAAAAGAAUUUUUUCUAUACAAUAUCAUUUCAAUUGAUUACUAUUUACUGUAGGUAUAAAGAUUAUUUAUAUCAAAAACAAUAGACAGACACGUCUACGUUACUUAUUUGUUUCUUAAAAAGUUUGUAACUACGUAUAGUCCUAAAAUUAUUAGGUAAUUUAUCCCAUUUUCUGGCAGCUUCAUACCUAAAAGGUUUGAGUCCAUAACUAGUAGCUAGAAUGAAUUUUAUUGUAUCUAAAGUACCAAGUUUGUAUGUAUCGUCAAUUCAAAUAGGGUACUGGUACAAAAGGAUACUUUUACUCAAGUUAAAUUUAAUGCUGCGGUUUUCCUUUCAAUUGUUAACUUUGCCUGUCAGCCAAUAGGGGCUCUUCCAAGUUUUAUCAAUUCGAGGCUGAAAAAAAAACAGCCCUUGGCACAGUCUAGCAGCAGUCAUCUCGCUCCGCGCACAAGGGCGCCUGAUUUUGUCCGCGCUAAUCGCUCAGACUCAACAAAAAUGGACUAUGCAGGAACUUUUGGUGUUUACUGUUAACGCUUGGAGGUGCUGUUGUUGGUAAGAGAACCGUCAAACAGUAGAGA
This is a messenger RNA of Nematostella vectensis (starlet sea anemone), 2793 nucleotides long. RefSeq lists its product as uncharacterized. The record is from RefSeq and is a predicted model, not a curated record. The transcript is spliced from 2 exons. NCBI's taxonomy places the organism in Eukaryota, Metazoa, Cnidaria, Anthozoa, Actiniaria, Edwardsiidae. The coding region runs from base 144 to 1235 and encodes 363 amino acids.